Messenger RNA from Sorex fumeus (smoky shrew), 3440 nucleotides. It is a transcript of the gene NADK2, whose product is annotated as NAD kinase 2, mitochondrial. The record is from RefSeq and is a predicted model, not a curated record. The transcript has 13 exons. Gene Ontology annotation, molecular function: NAD+ kinase activity. Gene Ontology annotation, cellular component: mitochondrion. NCBI's taxonomy places the organism in Eukaryota, Metazoa, Chordata, Mammalia, Eulipotyphla, Soricidae. Gene Ontology annotation, biological process: NADP+ biosynthetic process; NAD+ metabolic process. The coding region runs from base 180 to 1580 and encodes 466 amino acids.
CCUCCGUCAACGUCUGGGCACGUCCCCCUGGUGGCGCGGGCCACGCACCGCCGUGCAUUUAACCUCUGCCCGCCCGGCGCGAAUGUGAGACGCUGCCCGGGCGGUGCGGGGCGGCUCGCACUCCUGGCGGCGGGCAACGGCGGCGGGAGCCCGGGCCUGCAGCCCCGGCCGGGCCGACGAUGACUUGCUACCGAGGCUUCCUGCUAGGCAGCUGUCGGCGCGUGGCGGGCGGCCGGGCGGCGGCGCUGAGGGGGCCGGGCACGCCGGGAGGCCCCGCGGCGCGGCCGCGGCUCGGCGGCGACGGUGGCAGCGGCGGGCGGCACCUGGGGCAGGGGCAGCCGCGCGAGCUGGCGGGCCGUGGCAGCCGCCCCGACGGCGGCUUCCGCCCCUCCCGGGUGGUGGUGGUGGCCAAGACCACCCGGUACGAGUUCGAGCAGCAGCGGUACCGUUACGCGGAGCUCUCGGAGGAGGACCUGAAGCAGCUGCUUGCACUGAAAGGCUCUAGCUACAGUGGACUUCUGGAACGACAUCAUAUUCACACCAAAAAUGUAGAGCAUAUUCUUGAUAGUUUACGGAACGAGGGUAUUGAGUUUCGUCUUGUAAAGAGGAGAGAAUAUGAUGAAGAGACCGUUCAAUGGGCGGAUGCCAUCAUAGCUGCAGGAGGUGAUGGUACAAUGCUUCUGGCAGCAAGUAAAGUCUUAGACAGACUUAAGCCAGUUAUUGGAGUGAACACUGAUCCAGAACGGUCUGAGGGUCACUUAUGUCUUCCGGUUCGGUACACACAUUCCUUCCCAGAAGCCUUACAGAAGUUCUAUCGUGGUGAAUUCAGGUGGCUAUGGCGGCAGCGAAUUAGGUUAUACCUUGAAGGGACUGGCAUAAACCCUGUUCCUGUGGACCUUCAUGAACAACAGCUAAGUUUGAAUCAACAUAAUAGAGCCCUCGAUGUUGAGAGAGUUCAUGACGAAACGUCUGAGGCUUCAGGACCCCAACUCUUGCCAGUGAGAGCCCUUAAUGAAGUCUUUAUUGGGGAAAGUCUGUCCUCAAGAAUGUCUUAUUCUUGGGCUGUAGCAGUGGACAAUUUAAGAAGAAGUAUACCCACUCUAAAGGGACUGGCUUCCUACUAUGAGAUCUCAGUUGAUGAUGGUCCAUGGGAGAAACAGAAGAGUUCAGGGCUCAAUUUGUGUACUGGAACGGGUUCAAAGGCCUGGUCAUUUAAUAUCAAUAGGGUUGCAACUCAAGCUGUGGAAGAUGUCUUAAAUAUUGCAAAACGACAGGGAAAUUUAACUGUUCCAUUAAAUAGAGAACUGGUAGAAAAAGUAACAAAUGAAUAUAAUGAAUCGCUGCUCUACAGUCCAGAAGAACCAAAAAUCCUUUUCAGUAUUCGAGAACCAAUAUCAAAUAGGGUUUUCUCUAGCAGUCGUCAGCGUUGUUACACCUCAAAGGUCUCUGUUCGUUCUCGGUGUUGGGAUGCUUGUAUGGUGGUGGAUGGAGGAACUUCUUUUGAAUUCAAUGAUGGAGCAAUUGCUUCAAUGAUGAUCAAUAAAGAAGAUGAGCUUCGAACUGUGCUUCUAGAACAGUGACAAAUUUCCUUCGAUGACAUUUUGGAAAAAUGGAAAAAUAAUUUUUCUUUAGAAACAAUCAUCCACAAAGCUACAACUUUUGGUUAUUGUUGGGACCGGUUGGCACUGGGUUCAAAGGUGACCAAGGAAGUAAGAUUUGCAUUAUUCUUCUGUGGAUGCUAAUGAAAAAAUGUGUUCACCAUGUAAGAAAAGGGUGCACUAAACUGAUCAGAAUUGAUACCAGUGAAAUUUUUAUAUUGUUUACAAUUGGUAUGCAAGAGUGCUGGUAUCUUUUUUUUAAAUUUAGAGGUAGGCCCAAAUAAAGGAUUACAUGUUUAGGAUUUGAAAUUUAACUGUAUAAGUUUGUUUUUCCUUCCCUUUCAUUCCUCCUAACUUUGUGAAAUUGGUCAGACCAACCACUUAUCAUUUGACUAGUACCUAUUUUUAUAGUACUUAAGAAUCAAGAUUUUUAAAGAAUUUUAAUGAUGGAGAACUUUGAUAAUUCUCAACAUUGACCUAAGUGAAAUAGGCACUUUUUUUUUAAUAUGUGCUAAGAAUUUUCUAAUUCAGAACACAAUAAUAUUGUUGACUAUUUUGAUUUAAGGCUCAAUUAUUUUUGAAAUUAUUUGUAGACAUUUUCAUUAAAUUAGCUUUCAGGUUAAUUUUGACAGUGCUGGGUGAAAUAACAUAUUUGGACAAAAUCAUAAUAUUAUUUUUCCAAUAGCUAUUUCGGACACAUAAUUUUCAAAAAAUGAUUGAGUUUAAUAGAUUCUGUAUUCAGCUCUCCAACAUGAAUAUUCAAAGACAAGAAGGAUGAACUGAUUAAACGUUAUCUUAGGAGUUUGUUAUCACCUUCAAAAUUAUUUUCUUCCAUUAGAAGUAUUGUCAGAAAUGGAUUGUUUAGUAAAUAUGCAAAACUUUAGUUUUGGAAUUGCCUUACUAAGUUCAUCUUAAACUCACACACUAACUUUUGCAGAUAAAAUUCUAAUGUUUUUAUUUUUCCCCAUUAUGAUAAUUUAUUUUUGGAGGAAAUUAUCUAAUUCUUGACCUACGUAAUCUUAGAAUUUCUACAAAAGCACCCAUUAUUGCAUGAGAAUCAGAAUUCUCAUGUACUAUAUUCACAGUUUUACCUGCUUUGUUUUAUACUUGCUUUAAAAAAUUUGUUCAGUCAUUGAAGUAUUUAUUGAAUGCCCUCUCUGUGCUAUGUACUGUGUCAGGUGCUGGAAAUAUGUUGAUGAAUGAAACAGUAUAUCUGAUAGAAUGUGAGUUCUGUGAGCACAGAAGUCAUUCUGUGGUGUUUUGUUAACAUUUAACAUGUUCUUGUUGGAUUUUUUUUAUGUUACUGUACAACGUUAAUCUAGGUUUUAAUGUAUAUCCAGAACAGGAUCAUGUCUAAGAAUAUUUUUGUAGACACUCAUAACAAAGGGUUUACAUGUGUACAAUUAAAAUUAGUGCUUUCCCAGAGCUGAAUCUAGUUUCUGGUCUGAUUUACAGGUGAUAUUCUUAAGAUACCAUACAGUAUAGGAACUUCCUCUAAUAUAUGUCUAAACCCUUCUUGACAAAAAAAAAAUACCAAUUCCAUCUUUAAUAUCAAGGAAAUCUGCCCCAAAUGGUACCAUAAAUAUGUUAAUAUAUCACAUAUUGAAAGGUGACCUGCUGUUCAUAAGCCAUACUUGAAAGGUUUUUAAAAUUACUUAAAUGUUUGCUUCAUUUGUAACAUAACUUCUAACAUUUCUGCUCUAUGGUGGGAAUUUAUAUGUAAGAAGUCAUAAGAAGCAAAGGAUGUUAGCAGAACAAAUGUGUUUUUAUAAAUGAGUUAACCUUUCAAUGGCAACUGUAUGUGAAUAAAAUUAAACCACUGUUUUGUCUAUUUUUACUUCA